GUGAAAUGCUCUCUCGCUUUUCACUCCUGAGACAGGCUGCUCCCAAUCCAAUUUUGCUGAGGAGAGGCUUUUCUUCCUUGCUAUCCACUCCCGCUGCCUCCAAGUCUUUUUCUCCUUGUGCUCUGAGGAGUAUGCGAUUGGGACAGACUAUUUGCCGUCGAGAAUUCGCUUCCUCGGGCUCCACUUGGAAUUUCCCCUCCAGAACGCUCGCGUUUUUUGCCCUUUCGUCGUUGGGCAUCGUGGGAGGCUUUUACGUAAUGUCCUACUCAAUGAAGCGCUCCAAUAUCUAUGCGGAAACGAUGAAUAUUGUAGAAAGAUGUCCUCUUGUAACAGAUAUCACGGGAACUCCUGUGGAAGAGAAGGGUUUGAUCAAAGGUAAGAUGGCGCACGGAGUAGCCGACAUGCACUUUCUAGCGAAGGGGCCGAAGGGGGAUGUGCACAUCUCUCUGACGGGAAAGCUCCGGAAGGACAGCAAGGUGGACUACGACCUUGUUUCCGUCGACGUUCACUCUUCUUCCAACAAAAACCAACCGAUAAAGCUUGUGGAAGGGGGGAAUGUGAUUGUGCCUUUAGUGGAAGCUCCUAUUUCCGUAGUUGCUGCCGAAGAACCUGCCGAUCCAGAAGCGAAGAGUAAUGCAGCGGCUACCGCCCCAAAACAGUACGGAUUCCUGCUCGACAAGCCGUGGUACUAUCGAGUGGGUCUUGCGGUGGCGUGCGGCGUGCUUCCGCCAAGCCCCCAAGAACUCCUCCGCCUAUCAGAGUUUGCUGUCUCUGCUGAAGGAGAACCCGAUCUCGCGCGAUCUGCUGGGCGAGAAUGUAGCGUUGCAGGACUGGUUGCAUGUAGAUCAAGAGCGCGGGCGAGCUGGUGGGCAAGAGCGAGGAGAACUGGGCGAACUUCUCCGUGA
Blastocystis hominis is the source of this 905-nucleotide messenger RNA. RefSeq lists its product as hypothetical. Bases 132 to 905 code for a protein of 257 amino acids. The transcript is spliced from 5 exons. The record is from RefSeq and is a predicted model, not a curated record. NCBI's taxonomy places the organism in Eukaryota, Bigyra, Opalinata, Blastocystidae.